Molecule: messenger RNA, 351 nt
Organism: Perkinsus marinus ATCC 50983
Lineage: Eukaryota; Perkinsozoa; Perkinsida; Perkinsidae
Exons: 4
Coding region: 1-351 (116 amino acids)
Source: RefSeq, a predicted model, not a curated record
AUGGUGAACCUAGUGCGUGCUAGUGCCCGUGCAGUGGGCCCUAUGCGCCCGAACACUAAGCGUGAUAUCAGACGACUCGGCAGUUAUCCUGUUCCCCCUGAGUCGAAGAACUUCUGGCGAGGACGCUUCCAGGUGCCAGGUGGACAGAUCCAGCAAGGCGUUUCUCCGAUGCAACAGAAAAUCUUCUUCCAGUGGUGGUGGAAUCUGCCUACCCGCGACUUCGCUUCAAGAUACUUCUGGCGUUUCACCAAGUGGUCCGACUUCCUGAUACCUUCCCUUAUGUGGUAUACGGGCUUUUUAAUGUGCAAGAACGACGUGGAGGAAGGAACUCGAUCGAGGUACUGGUAUUAA